Capronia epimyces CBS 606.96 is the source of this 633-nucleotide messenger RNA. RefSeq lists its product as uncharacterized. Gene Ontology annotation, molecular function: protein kinase activity; ATP binding. The record is from RefSeq and is a predicted model, not a curated record. The coding region runs from base 1 to 633 and encodes 210 amino acids. The transcript has a single exon. Lineage: Eukaryota; Fungi; Ascomycota; Eurotiomycetes; Chaetothyriales; Herpotrichiellaceae. Gene Ontology annotation, biological process: protein phosphorylation.
AUGGAUCCUCCUUGGGUGUCCAUCGGGAUAUCUCAGCAUUGGCUUGAAUACCCUCUGGUCCAAGCCAAAGAGAUUCCCUUGGCACAAACAUCUCAAGCUUCGCCAAACACCAACCUGGUGAUGUUCAACAAUCGGAUAUGCUGGUUUAAGCCUGUUCUGGCUGGGGUCGAUAAUCUUCCAUAUAUUCGAGAAAUCGAUAUCCUAUACAAACUCUCUCGGGAAAAGCUCAGCCAAGCACUACGCUUCCCGCAGCUAGAAGCGAUUGUACUAGACGACAGAGAUGGCGAUAUAGGAUUUAUCAACGGUCUUAUUCUCUCCGCCAUCUAUCCUAAUCAUGGGAAUAUAGCAGAUCGAGUCAAUGGACCCGAAGGGCCAUCAAUCCCCAUCGCGUUACGUGAGCGAUGGUAUCAUGAUGUCGAGAAUAUGAUUCGUAUCUUGCACGACCAAGGCUUCAUCUGGGGCGAUGUUUCACCGAACAACAUGAUCACUGACGAGGAUGAAAAUGUCUGGAUCAUUGAUUUCGGUGGUGGAUACACCGAGGGCUGGGUGAGAGAGGAGGACAUGGAGACCAAGAGGGGGGACCUAGAAGGACUCGAGAGGCUUAAGGAGUACCUAUUGACCGACAUUGACUAG